Meloidogyne enterolobii is the source of this 603-nucleotide messenger RNA. The record is from the annotation of a GenBank genome assembly. Lineage: Eukaryota; Metazoa; Nematoda; Chromadorea; Rhabditida; Meloidogynidae.
AUGAAAAACAAAUGGCUGUGGUUAUUAUUAUUUAAUUAUUUUAUUUUUUUAUUAUUUUUGCUCAAUAAUUUUUGUAAAGCCCAAACAUCCGAUGAUUUUUAUGAAGUUUCCCCAAAUAAUUUUUACAAUUUGGAAUCUGAACAACAACAAUUUCAACAACAAUUUCCUUGCCCUCCAUAUGGAAUGUGUGAUUUUGGAGUUGAAAAUAAUAAUCAAAAUUUGGAAAAUUUUUUAAUUAAUUCAAAAUCAUUUUUACUUCGCCCCUCAUCCCAACAACAACUGACAUUUAAUGAAAAUAAUAAAGAAAAUAAUGAAUUUCCAACAUUAAUUCCCCCUUAUAAAAUUAAUAAAGAAUUUACUGAUCCUUCAACAAAAAAGGAAGAAUUUAAUAAUAUAGAAAGACAAGAAAUUAGUGAUAGAAGUAAUGAUAUUGGGAAUAAUGGGGGAGGUAUAAAUGGAUGUACAGGAAAUUGGAUUGGAGAAAUAAAAGGUGUGAUUUUAAUAAUUAAGAAUACAGUCAAACCUCCUCAACUUUUAGGUGCCCCAAAGUUUGGAGAGGAGUUUUUAAAUUUCUCAAUGCUUUUUUUAUCGAGGAAUAGGUAG